UCAGGCUAGCGAGGCGAGCGGAGCGACUACGGUCCCUUCGGUCCCGACGGAGCUCCUUCCUGCCCGACCUGAGGUUCCAGAAUUCGCUUCGCAGUUGCCUCAGCUAUUACAUGAGUGAAUGAUUCAUUACCCAUUAUCCUCCCAGCACCAAGGAGGAGAUCCAGUCCUGCUACCCAGCUAAGUCCAGUCAUGGAGGGACAGGAAGAUGGCAACAACAUCCUCCCUUUUGCCAAGAGUUCCAGGGUGGUCAGCCGAUCUUCACGCUGCAGCCAGCCCUCCCAGAGUAGCAGACCAAUGCCUCAGCCUUACGGAGACACCUUCUGGGAGAAUCUUAGCCGAAGGUCUAGCUCCAACUGGAUGGAAGAACAGUACAUUCCACCAAUGCUGAGGACCACUGGGUGCUCGCAGCCUGGCCUGCACCCUCUUGAGGGGCUUCCUCCUCCUGCAAAGCUCUGGAGAAGAAAACGAAAGAAGCUGCAUUUGAUGCAGACGGGCCCUGGAAACAUUCCGGCCCAUGUUAGAGCUGUUACGUAUCACCUGGAGGACUUGAGGAGGCGACAGAGAACCAUCAACGAACUAAAGAAGGCCCAGUGGGGAAGCUCUGAGGUUCCAUCUGAGAUCCCCCAAGUACCUGAAGAGGGCUAUGGAUUCCUCAGCACUACUGAAUACCUUGACGUGGAAGAAGAGAGGGGAACCGAUCCGCAGGAAGAGAAUUAUUUUGUCACUCCCAGGGAUCAGCUGCUUUGGUCUCCCUGGACCCCCUUAGGCCAGGGGGGGACUUAUGCCUCUGGGCGGCUAAGCUCUCUGGCCCACAGCACUGUUACAGCCAGGAGGAACCCCACUUACAAUCCUCAGAGGAUGGAGCUGGAGUCUGAGGAGUAGUGGAAAAUCAUCCAUGCCCAAGCUUCCAGACCUCACUGCUGGCGGCAAGAUGGUUGUCCUUCUCCUAACCCUAACUGUUGACCACAGCCUAUUUGAGUUCCUAUCCAACGGUCCCAUUCCCUCACAGCCGGGACCCUGGUCUUGUGUUCUUUCUGUUCUGUUAUUAAAGAGCCUGGAAGCAGUGA
Alexandromys fortis (reed vole) is the source of this 1067-nucleotide messenger RNA. RefSeq names its product inhibitor of CDK, cyclin A1 interacting protein 1 (gene Inca1). The record is from RefSeq and is a predicted model, not a curated record. Gene Ontology annotation, biological process: negative regulation of cell population proliferation; negative regulation of cyclin-dependent protein serine/threonine kinase activity. Gene Ontology annotation, molecular function: cyclin binding; cyclin-dependent protein serine/threonine kinase inhibitor activity. Bases 190 to 882 code for a protein of 230 amino acids. NCBI's taxonomy places the organism in Eukaryota, Metazoa, Chordata, Mammalia, Rodentia, Cricetidae. Gene Ontology annotation, cellular component: cytoplasm. The transcript is spliced from 7 exons.